GGUCCACUUUGUUCAGCCUUCCUAGGGACGGGGAAGUUAGGGAUCAAUGGUUAAAAUUUAUUUUUAACUCGGUCCCUCAAAAUUAUUACCCAAAUCUCGCUCUCUGUGCUGCUCAUUUUACGGAGGAAAGCUUCCACAAUCUUCGCGAGUUCAAUGCAGGAUUCGCCCAACGGCUUGUCCUGAAAGAUGGAGCAGUUCCAACUUUAAAAACAGAAGCUGUUUACGGGCCACAACCUACAACAUCUCAGGAGGGUUCGAGUUCCCAAGAGCUCCCCACUACAUCUACACUUCAUGAAGUUGGAUGUCAGUCAGACCCUAUAGAGACCGAAACUGUAGCCACAGAGAUAAAGCCAAAGAUGCGAUCAGUGGGCACACAACUUUCAAUGGGUACAUUGAGCAGUUUCCACUUAAGGAGCAAAGGCAUUCAGGCAACAUAUUAUGGUCAUGAUGUGGGCACCCAAACAACUGAGAUGUUUCCUGAUGUGCAGCUGUCUUCAACACCAGUAAGGGGCUCAGUCUUCAGGCCCAGUAAGAGACCUCGUCUGGUGUUAGAUGAGGAAGAAGAAUCAGAAUUAAAUGUCGAACCCACUGAUUCCACAUAUAACCCAGAUUCUGUUGUUACUGAAGAAUCAGAAUUGGCGAUAGAUCCACAGCCCGACCACAGCGAUAACAAAUACAUUGUUUUUGAAAGCUGUCUUCGAGAGCUGUUUGUGUCCUGUCCAGUUUGUAAGACAAAGUGUGUUGUCCAGAGCAGACGAAGGGGGACUUUUGUUGCAUUCACCCAGCUUUGUGAAAAGUGUAACUACUACAGACAGUGGCAGAGCCAGCCCAUUGUAGGGAGUACCCCACUUGGAAACCUGCUAUUGUCUGCUGCAACGUAUUUUACCGGUGGAUCUUUUAAACAACUAGAGAAGAUUUUCAAGGCCAUGAAGCUCCAGAUGAUGCAUUUCGUAACUUUUAGGAUUCAUGCCAGGAAUUUCAUUGAGCCUACCAUAAUACACAAGUGGAAGCAAGAUCAACUGAAUCUUAUAAGACAGCUGCAAGAGGGAGGAAAUGUUGCUGUGGCUGGAGAUAUGCGUGCUGACACGCCAGGACACUCAGCAAAAUUUGGCAGCUACACCAUUAUGCACAUGGAAACCAACAAAAUUCUGGAUCUUCAACUAGUUCAGAGCAACGGGGUUGGUGGAAGUUAUCAUAUGGAAAAGGAGGGAUUGAAGCGUUGUCUCGAUAAGCUCGAGUCUAAUGGUUUAGCUGUUGACUACAUCGUCACCGAUCGCCAUCCGCAGAUUCAGAAGUACCUGAGGGACCUCAAUAUCACUCAGUUCUAUGACGUGUGGCACUUUGAGAAAGGUUUUUCUAAGAAACUUGACAAACUUUCAAAAAUGAAGGACUGUGAGGUGCUGAAAAAAUGGUUGCACAGCAUCAAAAACCAUGUUUACUGGAGUGCGAUUUCCUCUGAGUCUGGGCCAGAAAAGGUGGCGAAGGGGAAUUCACUGCAGAACCACAUCCAAAAUGUACAUGUUCAUGAGAACCACCUCUUCCCCAAGUGUGAACACCCAGACAAAGUUUCCAGGGAUCCAAAAAAUGGAUCCAACCAGGUAUGA
Carassius carassius (crucian carp) is the source of this 1604-nucleotide messenger RNA. RefSeq lists its product as uncharacterized. Lineage: Eukaryota; Metazoa; Chordata; Actinopteri; Cypriniformes; Cyprinidae. The transcript is spliced from 8 exons. The coding region runs from base 357 to 1604 and encodes 415 amino acids. The record is from RefSeq and is a predicted model, not a curated record.